CCCUGGAGGACAGAUAAUACUGUUUUGCCAUUUACUGAAGAGGUGAAAAUUAAAUGCCAAGAAUUAGUAACUAAAGACGGCUCAAAAGAUGUUAGUUGAUUGUAACACACUGAUAGCUACGCUGAUUGUGUUUGCCGUAGACUUGAGUAGUAGGAGAGGAGGUGCGCAGGCAUGGACGUACAACUACAGCACUGGUCCAAACCAGAACUGGUACGAGGCUCGCAAGUGGUGCCAGAAGUACUUCACGGAUAUGGUUGCCAGUCGGAACCAAGAGGAGACUAAUUUCCUCAAUGAUCUGCUGCCAUUUAAUCCAAAAUAUUACUGGAUAGGGAUUCACAGAGUGGCUGGAUUGUGGACCUCAGUAAACACCAGUCAGAGUGUACCUGAAGAGGCUCAAAACUGGGCAUCAGCAGAGCCAGAUACCAUAAGCCGUCAGGACUGUGUGGAGAUAUACAUUAAAAGGGGGACAGACACAGCCAAGUGGAACAAUGAGAACUGUAAUAAGUUGAAAGGAGCUCUCUGCUACACCGCCUCUUGCAAACAGGAGUCUUGCAGUGCUCAUGCAGACUGUGUGGAAAGCAUUGGAAGCCACAUCUGCAAGUGCCAUCCUGGUUUCCGAGGCCUACGCUGUGAAGAGGCGAUCACAUGCAAACCUUUUCCGCAUCCAGAUCAAGGCUCUCACCGCUGUUCUAAUCCCUAUGGGUCUAAUCAUUUUAACUCUUCCUGCCAUUUUCUCUGUGAAGUUGGAUUUCGGUUAAUAGGCGCGCCUCAACUGAUUUGCCAAGCCAAUGGGCUCUGGAACCACCCUGUUCCUCUGUGUCAAGUUGCACAGUGUCCAAAUUUGAAAUACACCAACUUCAGUGCGAGUAGCAUGAACUGCAGCCACCCCAUCGCACCCUUCAGCUACAACUCAACCUGUGAAUUCAGUUGUGAUGAAGGCUAUGAACUGAUUGGGCAGAACCAGAUCAUCUGUGAGCACACUGGCCAAUGGACAGCCACUGUUCCAGUAUGUACAGUGAGAAAAUGCUCCCCAGUUUUCUCUCCUGCUAUGGGCCACAUGACCUGUGUUGACCCCGUGGAGCCUUUCUCUUAUGGCUCAUGGUGCAACUUCACCUGCAAGGAGGGUUACUAUUUAACUGGGGACAAGGUACUCCUCUGUCUGACCUUGGGACAAUGGAGCAAACCUACACCUACAUGCACAGUGGUGCAGUGCAACAGUCUUCAGGCUCCACCUCAUGCCUAUCUGCAAUGCCAAGACCCUAUAAACAAGCACAGCUACACCUCAAUAUGCACUGUUCAGUGUGAAGAAGGAUUUGAUCUAAUUGGUACAAAUGUGACAAAAUGUUCUUCACAGGGUAACUGGAGUCAUGCACUUCCUGUUUGCCUGGCUAAGAGAUGUACUCCAAUUAGUUCUCCUUCUCAUGGCUCCAUAUCAUGUUCUGACCCAAAUGGUUCCUUCAGUUUUGGUUCUCGGUGCACAAAAACAUGUGAUGAGGGGUUUGUGCUGAAUGGGACAUCCAGCACUGAGUGCACCUCCAUGGGCAAGUGGAGUACAGAUAUUCCACCGUGCUUGGUUAAGAAAUGCCCCACACUGAACUCUCCUGCUCACGGAUCCAUAAAUUGCUCUCAUCCUCAUGGAGAGUUCAGUUUUGGUUCUCGUUGCAUGACAACGUGUGAUGAGGGUUUUGUCUUAAAUGGGACUGCUGUCACUGAGUGCACAGCUAUGAGCAACUGGAGCACAGACAUCCCACAUUGCUUGGCUAAGAAAUGCCCCACACUGAACUCUCCUGCUCACGGAUCCAUAUUUUGCUCUCAUCCUCAUGGAGAGUUCAGUUUUGGUUCUCGUUGCACGACAACGUGUGAUGAGGGUUUUGUGCUGAAUGGGACAUCCAGCACUGAGUGCACCUCCAUGGGCAAGUGGAGUACAGAUAUUCCACCGUGCUUGGUUAAGAAAUGCCCCACACUGAACUCUCCUGCUCACGGAUCCAUAAAUUGCUCUCAUCCUCAUGGAGAGUUCAGUUUUGGUUCUCGUUGCACAACAACGUGUGAUGAGGGUUUUGUGCUGAAUGGGACUGCUGACACCGAGUGCACAGCUAUGAGCAACUGGAGCACAGACAUACCUCAAUGUCUGGCUAGACGGUGUCCCACUCUGAGCUCACCCUCUCAUGGGUCCUUAGUCUGCUCUAAUCCCCACAGAGAGUACAGUUUUGCUUCUGUGUGCACAUCAACAUGUGCAGAAGGUUUUGUGCUAAAUGGUACAGCUAUCACAGAGUGCACACCUCAAGGCAGGUGGAACAGAGACAUUCCCCAUUGCUUAGCUGAAAGGUGUCCUAUUCUCACUCCUCCUUCUCAUGGGACUUUAGACUGCUCUCAUUCUCAUGGUGAGUUCAGUUUUGGCUCCAGGUGCACAUCAACCUGUGAGGACGGCUUUCUACUCACUGGCAUGGCUGACACUGAAUGCACCUCUGCGGGCACAUGGAGCACAGAAAUACCAGCCUGUCAGGCACGCCAAUGCCCCCUGCUGGCCAAAUCACCACAGCACGGAAGGAUGAACUGUAGCCAUCUGAACUCUCCUUUCAGUUAUGGCUCACAAUGUGACUUUAAAUGUAAUAAAGGUUUCUGGCUGAAAGGAACAUCAGCUAUGAUGUGCAACACCUCAGGUUACUGGAAUCAGGAUCCACCCAUCUGUCAACCUGUACAGUGCAAGGCCAUCCGUGCCUUCUCCUCAGACCUGUCUAUGAAUUGCUCUCAUCCUCUGGGGAAUUUCAGCUUUAGCUCUGAAUGCGUUUUCAGCUGUAAAGAUGGAUUCACCCUCAAUGGCACAGCAGUGAUACUUUGCUCUGCCACUGGGAUCUGGAGUGACAGCCUGCCCAGCUGCACAGGUAUGUCGAUAGGGACUGCCAUGUUGCUGUACACUGGCGCAGGGACGGGAAUUGCUGUUGGGAUACUUCUCCUGAUAGGACUGACUAUGCUGAUCAUGAAACAAUUAAAGAAAACAGGAAAUAUGAUCACUUCUGAUGUCCCGACAUGGGGUGAAAGAGAGAAUCCAGCAUUUGAGUUUUGACCUGUUGUUCCUUUUUUGAGAUGUGAUUUUACUUUUUGCUUGCUAUUAUUAUUAUUCUAAGAAGUUUGGUAGUUACUGCAUCUACUUGCUCCCGCAUAAGCAAUAGCAAUUCAUAAUACAGACUUCAUCCAUGAUACAUUAAGUAUGUCUACAGCUGUUGCAUUAGGUCCUCCCUGUAAAUUUCCAAAAGUAAAUAAAAUUCAAAAACAUCUCAGAAAA
Oreochromis aureus is the source of this 3283-nucleotide messenger RNA. RefSeq names its product P-selectin-like. Gene Ontology annotation, cellular component: membrane; external side of plasma membrane. The record is from RefSeq and is a predicted model, not a curated record. The transcript is spliced from 19 exons. Gene Ontology annotation, molecular function: sialic acid binding; oligosaccharide binding. NCBI's taxonomy places the organism in Eukaryota, Metazoa, Chordata, Actinopteri, Cichliformes, Cichlidae. Gene Ontology annotation, biological process: heterophilic cell-cell adhesion; response to cytokine; leukocyte tethering or rolling. Bases 89 to 3064 code for a protein of 991 amino acids.